Messenger RNA from Apis mellifera (honey bee), 5306 nucleotides. RefSeq names its product rap1 GTPase-activating protein 1. Gene Ontology annotation, cellular component: cytoplasm. NCBI's taxonomy places the organism in Eukaryota, Metazoa, Arthropoda, Insecta, Hymenoptera, Apidae. The record is from RefSeq and is a predicted model, not a curated record. The coding region runs from base 2274 to 4775 and encodes 833 amino acids. Gene Ontology annotation, molecular function: GTPase activator activity. The transcript has 10 exons. Gene Ontology annotation, biological process: activation of GTPase activity; regulation of small GTPase mediated signal transduction.
ACGAAGACCGAUACGCGAAUACGUAUAUAUAUCUCGUACAUACCACACGUGAGAAGAUGUUCGAUUAUAUAGCGACGCAUAAUCUUCGUCAAAUUGAGUGAUUUGAAAAUUGAAAUUGUUAAUUCGAACGAAUAGAGUGGAUAAUUACGAAGCGAGCAAUACUCGAGAGUUUCCUUGGACUGUUUUACAGCGGCACGUGACGUCACACAGAGAACGCUCUCGUUCGAUAUUCACGCAAUAUUUACACUCGUAUCGGCAGCGCGGGUGCGGAACAUCGCGAUAUCUAUCAACGUCUUAAACUUUUUUUCGCGUCCGCCUCGAGAUCUCUUGUUGACUUUUGCCAUUGGAUUCUCACAGAGGACUCUCACAGCUCCCCCUCUUCUCACUCUAGCCACACUCUACACCAGUACGAUCGUCUGACGAUCGGUACACGUCCAUACGAAGCGACGCAAGCAUCGAGUUUGCCUCGUCGUUUCUGUUUUCUGCUCGUUCACGUGUUUUUUCCAUUAUUCAUUACACCAAUUUUAUUCGACACACCGUAUUCGUUGUUUCUUCCGAUAAACGUAAUCGAAAUUUUCAGUGGGAAUUUCCAAGUGCAUUAUUCCGAGUGUAAUUUCUCGACGAAAAAUUUUGAGACGUUUUCGCGAAUUAGGUUAUAUUUUAAUAUUUCGUAUCGCGUCAAAUUGUGUCCACUGUGUUUCACGUCGUUAUAUUAUACAUGUAUUUUAUAUACGUAUAAAAAGGUUAACCGUUCAAACGUUGUUGAAAUAUUUCCUGUCAAUGAUUUACGUGGUAUCUGAUGCAUCGUAAAUGUAUCGAUGUAUUUAGUGCGGUAUAUUGUUUCAAAUAAAAAGUGUUCUCGUUCGAAAGUGAUUGAAUCGAAACUUUCCGGUUUAAAAGACACAAAGUGUUUUAUUUAAUCAAAUUCACAAUUGCAAGAUCGACUAGUAACGCCAUGUUCGUUCGCGAACGUAGAGAAGUUGCACUUCGAGAGUGAUUCGAUUUCUCGAGAGAGUUUGGCCUGAAGAUAGCGACACCAUUUUCAAGCGGAACGAAGAUCGAUUACGAAGCGGAGAUCGAUCAAAAUCGAAUUAGCAAUCUCGAAUUUCAUCCGAAUCGGAACUCGUGUAGAACAUGUUGAAUCACGAUAAACGCGAGAACGUGUCGCGUGUCAUUGUCAUUUUCGUUUCAUCUCGUUUCGUUCGGAAAUAAGAGAGCCGCGCAUCGUGGAUUGUCCUUAAUCGCGUAUACGGGACCCGUCGAGCGAUAAAGCGGUGUGUGCGGUUCUUUGUGUCUGUGACGAGGUGAUGAAUUGCUCGUGCUCUCGCGUAUCGUUGCAAUCGUUUAUUUCUCGCAACUCGAAAAGAACGACGACCCGUGGCGAGAGACUAUCGUUAUCGUUUUCGCGGUGAAUAUUCGUGGAGCUUUCUAAAAGUCUUCGAACGCGACUCUCGAUUUUCGCAACAUCGAGCGAAAUAAGGUUAGAAGAGGAAGAAAGAAAAUUCGAUCCGAGAAUAUAUAGCGUUUUAUGGUGACGUGAUCAAGGAAAAUAUACGAAGAUACGAUUCCACGAAGUGUGAAUCGAAACGCGUCGUCGUCAAAGCUGCUUUUGAUCUCGAAGAGAAGAACUUCUUGCCACCGCAUUUACCCUUAUCUAACUCUGCCUCGAUCGUGGAGCAAAGAGGGCCACUUAUAAAGCCCGCGCUUUUUUCCACCCGCCAUCUAACCUAGCAGAUAGGUUUCUCGCGGUGCAUUAAUCGAUCUAAAAAAUCGAUUCUCGCCACGAUUGCGGGAAGAGUGGGCUUCUCGGCCGAAGGCUACGUUCUCUUAUCGUAAUAAUUGUUUAGAAGAACGAGCGAGAAAGAAACAGCGAAGAAUCGCGAAAGAGUGAGGAAAAGGAAAAAGAGGUGGUGGCGCACGUAUCGAGGAGAAUCGUGGGUGGAGAGUGGAGCUCUCUCUCUCUCUCUCUCUCCUCUGGAUAAGGCUGUAGCGUGGAGGAAGGAAGAAUUAUUGGCGAUAAAUAAUAUUAUCGGUAACUUGGAAAAAUAAUCAUCGACGAAAUAAUUACCCGGUGCGUAGAAAACGAUUAAUCGUCCUUUCGAUUAUUGGCGGCGAGUAGAGGAAAUUUUUAAAAGCAACGAGCGAAAGCACGGAGCGCGUAGGAGUGGUGGUGGUGGUGCGUAGCUGCUCGUGGUAUCGUGGGCGGUGUGUUCAAUGAUCAUAGGCGUUGUUGUCGGUUUUGUCGUCGAUCGACGUGCGCCGAAUUCGCCUGGAUGCCAGUUUUGGAGGGCGGUGUAGCCAAGAAGCGAAGUGUCGACAGGGCAGCUCGCAAAAUGCGGAUGAGACUCUGCACCGGUUCCAAGGAGUCGUACACGCUUCUCUCCAAGAAACGGAGACAACAGCUCGAGCAAUCCGUGUAUUGCGAGGCUGAGUCCCGGCGCAGCGCCUCCGAGGACGAGAGGCAAGAUGUUCAAGCGGGUGGCAAUCAACAGGAGAAGAUCAAGAGUACCACUCAUGAUUUAUUCGAAUUGCUGGAAAGAGUGCAGUGCUCGCGUCUCGACGAUCAACGAUGUGUUCUACCGCCGUACUUCUCCCAGACCCCGAGGGAGGACAGGGCAGCGUCGAGUCCUGGUAAUCAGAAUAAUCACACACCCACACCAUCCCCGUCACCGGUCGGCGAUGCACCCGUUGGCAGGGCUCUUAUGGAGGCUGCGCUUCAGCAAGCCACUUCCGGAUCUCAGCCACCUCUGGUGGUGACACCGCCUGGUUACUGGGUCGACGGUACCGAUCAUCGACACGCCCUGGACUCGGCUGGCAGGGCGUUACUUCCGGCCCAGCCUGCAUGGCAACCGAGGAUAGACCAAGACGACACGGCCAAGUGUUACAGGCGAUUUUUCGUCGGCAGGGAGCACGUGAACCUGGUCGGAAGGGACGGAGAGAACGGGCCGGUCCUCGUCUCGGUGAAGGCCGAGACGGUCGCUGGACAGGAGCAUUGGAGGGUAUUGUUGCGGUUGCGGGCUGGCUCCACCCACGAAUUGGUACCGGCCGCGAACCUCGGCCCGAAUCCGUCACCCGCGAAAAUGGUCAAGGCCAUCAACGAAUCGCUGAACGUGAGCACUCUGAUGCCCGUUGUUUGUUCCGGUGCCGGGACCCUGAUAGCGCGAUACGACGAGCACGCGUUGGUGUCGAGGUUUAAAUUCGGCGUGCUUCAUCAACGCGCCGGCCAGGUGACCGAGGAGCAAUUGUUCGGGAACAGGCAGAUCACGCCCGCUUUCCAAGAAUUUCUCGACUUGCUCGGGCAGAAGAUCGAUUUAAGGGAUCACAAAGGAUAUCGCGGAGGUUUGGACACAAGACACGGUCAAACAGGCGAUUCGGCGGUGUACGAGGUGUUUCGAGGCCGAGAGGUGUUGUUCCACGUCGCCUCCCUUUUGCCGUACAGUCCAGGCGACUCGCAGCAAUUACAGCGCAAACGACACAUCGGGAACGACAUCGUAGCGAUAAUAUUCCAGGAGGAGGCAACCCCUUUCAGCCCAGAUAUGAUCGCCAGCCACUUCUUACAUGCGUUCAUCGUGGUGCAAGUCGUCGACCCCUGCACACCUAACACGAGGUACAAGGUCAGUGUAACGGCACGAAACGACGUUCCCCUGUUCGGCCCUGCUUUACCGACUCCGUCGGUAUUUCUACGAGGAAUCGAAUUCAAGGAAUUCCUAUUGACGAAAUUGGUGAACGCCGAGAAUGCGGCGUACAAAGCCGAGAAAUUUUCGAAACUCGAGUUGAGAACGAGGUCAGCUUUAUUGGAAUCUCUUACGGAGGAAUUGCAAGCGAAGACGGCUGAAUUCCUCGGCGGAGCAAUCGGAUUCGGCGGCAGCGGCCUAACUUUCGGCGGUAAUUGCCCGGUAAGCCCGACGGGGGGGAACGACGCGUCGGGGUCGGGCGGCGGUGGGAGCGGGUCCAGAUUCAUCGACACCGUGCGAAAAGCGCUGAUAUCGCGUGUAAGGAACGCGUCGACGGAAAGCGUGCCGCAACAAUUGUCGAAGAAGGGCCAGUCGGAGUCCAGUCCGCCUAGCAAUCGACAAUCGACCGCGAAAAUUAACAGCAAACGCUCGGUGGAGCCAUCUAGCCCCUUGGGCUCGCCCGAUUUGACACUUAGAAGGGAUUCGGAGCGUGGAAGCCCAAGCUUGGGCAGCCAGGACAGUAGCUUGUCGAACACCGACAAUCAAGAUAGCAGUUUGGCAACGUUGCAGCAGGACGAGGUCGAUCGGAGAGAGUCCGCCACGUCCGUUUGCGCGAGCAACGAUAACACGGUGGUGGACAAAAUUUCAUCCGUUCAAAGGUUGACCCACGAAAAUUUACGGAAGCAGGAGAGGUCGGAGAAGACGGAAACAACUCAACGUGUUAUCUCGGAAAGUGACGACAGCUCGUUGAACAGCGAGCUUGAACUGGAUCAGGUUGUAUACCCGGACAGCGACACGGGCCUCGAAUCGAUGAGCUCGGCCGAGACGCACGAUACGACGAGGUGUACCGCCAAGGACGGCGUUUUAGAAACGGAGAACUUGAGAAUGGAAGUUACGAGGCUUAAAUGCGAUAAAUUAGAUUUACUCAGGCAAAAUGUGACCUGCCAACGUGAUAUAAAACGCCUGCGAGAAAAGGAACUUCAAUUGCAGUCCGAUCUCGCGGCCGCGUCGAAAGAAAUUCUUCGACUGAGAGCUAUGCUGAAAGAAUGUUCGACGAGUAUUCCAUUGGACAACAACAAUCAACAGACGUCUACCGUUUAAAGAUGGCUUUGAGGCGUUAAUACAUUUAAUAUGCCUUCAUCGGCGCAUAACUUCCCGUUGCAAUUAUUAGAUUUUUAAUAAUUAGUUAGGCGCGGUAGUUGAAAACUCUAUAAAAGAAAAAAAAAAAAAAAAAUCAUACUUUUUCGGAAUCGAUUCUUGAAAAGAAAUUUUUCCGAACCAGUGUUUGCGAAGAGUUUGAAACUUGCAAUUCAAAUGCUUUACGUUACGUUUUAACAUUGUGGUUGAACUUCUUUAGGUAAAUUGAUAUAUAUAUAUAUAUAUAUAUAUAUACAUAUACGCUGUGUAUAUUACGAAAGAACGGGUCAGUGAAGGAUAUUUAGAGAAAAUGUUUUUGCGAUAUAUAUAUAUAAUACGUCUUUCGAGAUAUUUACAACGUAGACGCUAAUUGUUACUUGUAGAGAUAUUUGUUUGAUCUUUAACAAUAUUAUUUAUCUAUUAAUUUAUUAGUAGACGUAAGUUAAUCUCUAAUAGUCAAUAUUAAUUGCAAAUAAAUGACGCAUAUACGCAAAA